Phytomonas sp. Hart1 is the source of this 818-nucleotide messenger RNA. NCBI's taxonomy places the organism in Eukaryota, Euglenozoa, Kinetoplastea, Trypanosomatida, Trypanosomatidae. The record is from the annotation of a GenBank genome assembly.
GCGAGUGUCAAGUUUUCAUCUGUAGUCAAACGGAUUUACAUACACGUAUUCCCCAAAGAAAGUUGCAACACACACAAAUAAUAACAAAUGUUACAUACAGGCGCUGCUCAAGUAAGCGACUUUGCCGCCCAGCAGCAAGCCACACCACUCAAGCCAAAGAAUACCCAUCGGUUAUAUCGAAUCUUUCGUAAGCCCAAGUCCACUGUAGCUGUGCGCCGGUGGCGUGGCGGCAAAGGCGCAGAUGGGGAAUCUGACUCUUGUGUUGGUUGUGUUUCCAAGCAGGCGAUCAUGAGGUUGGUGGGUGGGCUAACGGAGUCCGAGAGGCAGCGCGCUGAGGCGAAGCUAGAGCCCUUUUCUAUCCUGCACGAGGAGCUAGCCAAAAGAGCGGCACGAUUCGGCGUCCUGGUCGACCCUGGUGUUGUUGACUCCGCUGUCAAUGGCCCUACGAUGAUUGUUGAUGAAGAAACAUUGCGCCACCGCGAGAUGCGCUUCAAAUCAACAGAACAGGUUGAAAUGGAUCUUGCCAUGCAACGCCGUCAGGAGCGCUUUGGUGCUGCACCCACUGGGAACACCCUCGGAGCACCGAUAGAACUGAAGCUGUCGGACAAGGACACCAAAGCACUUGAAGCCCGCGCUCGUCGCUUUGCGAACUAGAGAGGGUGCUAUUAGAAGAAUAUCAUAAUUGACAGGGUCCUAAAUUAGAGCACAUAAAACGGAGUAAGAAAGAUGUCAAGAAAAAUGGACAAGACCAAUAUAAUCAGAAAAAGCUGUUGAUACUUCUUAAUAAGUUUUGGUGUUGGUGGAAUAAUGCAAAAAAA